AUGCCUACCAGACUUCCCCCUGCCGACAAGCUUCCCCUAGCUCUGCGAAAGAACAUCCGGGAUACUUGGGAGACAAAGCUACCUGAUCUUGAGAAGCAAUUAUCAGACGUCCUGGGCGUGUCAUGGACCGUCGACAUUGAUCCUAAGGCGGUCUAUCCGUAUGCCGUCGAGGGCUACGCUAAAGAGUCUCUGGGCAGCUGUCUUGUCGAGUAUGUUGACAGCGCCAUCUACCAGCUGAAGUCAUUCAAGGACAACUACGGCGCAGACGGCCUCGAAGAGCUCAACAAGUUCUGCUCUGCCCAUAUCCUUACCAUGGACCUGGAUGAGGAGCAGAAGUUCAGCUACUGCGGCUGUGACGUGAAAGAUGGCAAGCUCCGCAUUCUGUUCGGCGAGACCAGACUGGCAGUCAACAUCAGCGAUGCAGUCCAGAAGGAGUACCUUCACAAGGCAUUGAACGAAGCGCCUGCGCCAGAAGGCAGCGAAGAGACCUUCAGCUAUGAGGCCCGUUCUAGUAUCAAGAACGACUACGAGAGCAAGAUUGGGGAUGUGCAGAAGAAGAUCGGUACCAUACUGUCAAGGCCAGAGAUCAAGCUUGUGCCAAACUUCCAAGACACCUAUGCCAAGCUGACGGCAGAGAGCAAGAAGAGCGGCACAUCUUUGCGAUCUGACUGGCAGACUAACAUCGGGAGCUGGACCUUCUCAUACUUUGAUGGACUUGCCACCCAGCUGGACUGGCAGAAGUUCGGAAGUGAUGAACUCCUGCAAGAGGGCUUCAAUGAAGCGGUCGAGAAACAAGCGAUCGCCUUCCGAAUAGUCGACAAAUUCAAGUAUGCCUCUUAUUGUGAGGUCGUGGUCGAGGACGGAGUUCUAUACAUCCAGACAACUGCUGAGAGAUGGGGUGUCAACAUCACUGACGCCGCCGAGAAGUUGGUCGAUCAGCUGUGA
Phaeoacremonium minimum UCRPA7 is the source of this 945-nucleotide messenger RNA. RefSeq lists its product as hypothetical. Bases 1 to 945 code for a protein of 314 amino acids. The transcript has 4 exons. The record is from RefSeq and is a predicted model, not a curated record. NCBI's taxonomy places the organism in Eukaryota, Fungi, Ascomycota, Sordariomycetes, Togniniales, Togniniaceae.